This is a messenger RNA of Cokeromyces recurvatus, 1263 nucleotides long. RefSeq names its product Ribokinase-like protein. The transcript has 7 exons. Bases 85 to 837 code for a protein of 250 amino acids. The record is from RefSeq and is a predicted model, not a curated record. NCBI's taxonomy places the organism in Eukaryota, Fungi, Mucoromycota, Mucoromycetes, Mucorales, Mucoraceae.
AUUUAGUUUUGUUUGUACCUCUUUUUUUUUAAUCCAAUCAGAUUUAUUUUUAUUUUUUUUUUUUAAUACCUAUUAUAUAGUGUUAUGUCCUUUCCUAAUAUUAGUAGACCUCUAAUUGUAAUUGGAGGCGUUGCGCUUGAUAUUACAGCUACCAUAGGAAAAAAUGGGCCAUUAGGUUCUACUUUUUCUUCCAUUUUACAUACAUCAACACCAGGCCACGUUAAACAAAGUUUAGGAGGUGUUGGACGCAACGUAGCAGAAGCAGCUUGGAGAACAGGAGGAACCAAUGUUAAAUUAGUGUCUGUUGUUGGUGAUGAUCUAGCUGGUCAAUCGAUUCAACAAGGAAUGAAAUCUGUUGGCAUGACAACUGAAUACAUUAAAAUCAUGAAAAAUAAGCCAACAGCAGUUUAUAAUGCGUUACAUUUUAAUGAUGGACAAUUAAUAGCAGCUGUAGCUGAUAUGAAUAUUUUUGAUUCAAUGGAUACCACAAAAAUAAUCUCGAUUUUAAAGCGUGAAAAUCCAAAUUUUGUAUGUUUUGAUGGAAAUAUAAGUUCAAAUAUGAUGAAAACGAUUGCAGAAACUUGCAAGUUACUUUCGAUACCAGCUUUUUUUGAACCUACUUCUGUACCAAAAUCUUUGAAGCUAUUUGAGUUUAUCGAAACAACUCAGACCCAAUCUAUUCAAUAUACUUCUCCGAAUCAAUAUGAGCUUGAAGCGAUGUGUGAUACAAUUCAAUCUCAACCUAUCUUAUCAAAUAAGAAUAAAACUUUCUUGGAUUCUUCAAUACAAUUAAAGAGUAUUAAUAAUACUACCUUUUGGAAUAAAGUAAAGCCAUAAUAGACUGAUCUUACUUUCAACACUAGAUGCCCCUCGAUUAGCAAAUCAUGUCUUACCCUAUGCUAUCUAUUUAUCCAAUUAUAUUCCAAAUAUUAUAACAAAAUUAGGUGAAGACGGAUGCCUCUACGUUGGAAAGAAUUCAGUCAUUGAAUAUUUCCCUCCUGAAUUUAUUCAAAAAAAUGAAAUCAAGAGUGUAACUGGGGCUGGAGAUUGUUUUGUCGGUACAUUAAUAGCAAAUUUACAGAGAUUUUCAAACAGGAAUAUAUCUACUGAUGUUUUGAAAUUAAUGAUUCAAAAAUCUCAAUUAUCAUCUAUUAAAACAUUAAAGUCAAACAAUGCAGUGAGUGAAGAGAUUUCAAAAGAUUUAUUAUUAACUGUAGUCGUAUAAAUCUUUCUCCACUAUUAAAUUAAAAGACAAAAAAAAAA